GGCCGAAUGACCCCACCAACUGAAGUCUGACCCCAAUGCAACCAUCUUCAUCAGCUGCAGCCCAACGGCAAAGACAUAACAUCUCCCGCAUCCCAAUCCGCCAUAGGCAUUGGGCCAAUUAAUACUGGAAGUGUAGUUCCCAGAUGACAAAUGCACUGAAGCGCUUUUGUAAAAGCAUACAGAUAAUUGGGCAGCGCAAAGAUCUGCGGUACCCACAUGUGGGAGCAACGGCACGUUGAAGCUCCGGCACAGGGGUCAGUUACGUGAUUUCAGGUAAGCCACGGGAGAGUCGAUCGGGGUGAUUAGAAGACAUAACCUCAAGCAAAGCAGCGAUCAUCAUAUGAAUUCCGUUCAUAUAAAUGAUAGAGCAGAGCCUCAACUCCGCUGAACAACUCAGCAUUAACCACGCCAAUCAAUACAAACACGUCCAAAAUGUCGAAGCCUUACUUCCUCCUCGCUACAGGCUCCUUCGCCCCAGCAUAUUUCUACGACAAUCUUGUCGAGCAGGUAAAGGCGCGAGGAUAUGACAUGAAGGUCAUACAUCUUGCAACCGUCGGUGUCGGUCCAGGACAAGGACGUGACACGCCACCCGCGACAAUGUACGACGACGCCGCUCUCAUCGCCAAAGAAGUUGAAGCGCUCGCAGAUGAGGGGCGAGAGAUCAUCCUCGUCGCGCAUUCCUACGGCGGCAUGCCUGCGACGGAGAGCACCAAGGGCCUCUCAGUCCAGGAGCGGCAGAAGGCGGGAAAGAAGGGAGGCAUAGUGAGACUCGCGUACAAGACUGUCGCCGUGGCAACUCCAGGCCACUCCACAGCCGAGGCGCUCCCCGCACCACCCGCAGAUAAACCUCCAGUGCUGGCACCGGAUGAGAAAGGUUGGCUGCACUUCACAGACAUCGAGCGCUCGGCAGCGACGUGUUUCUCCGACGUGCCCACCAAGGAAGAGCAAAUGCGCUAUCAGAUGCAAUUCACUUUGCAUUCCGGCGUGAGUUUCGCGAACCCGCUCACGCACGCGGGGUAUAAGGACGUGCCGGUGUCGUAUCUAGUCUGCGAGGACGACUUGGUCAUUCCCGCGGAUUGGCAGAGGAAGGAGAUCGAGAUGCUCAAGGCUGAGACUGGAAAUAAGGUCGAUGUGACGAGCAUCAAGGCGGGGCAUUGUCCGACUAUCAUGCAUCUUGACAAGGUGGUUGAUUGGUUUAUGCAUGUUGCUGCCCAAUGAGUCGUGUACGGUGAACGUUUAUUGAUAUGGCUUUGAGUUGAUAGCUUCGUAGCAUUCAACUUGGAAUAUCCCAAA
Molecule: messenger RNA, 1293 nt
Organism: Xylaria bambusicola
Lineage: Eukaryota; Fungi; Ascomycota; Sordariomycetes; Xylariales; Xylariaceae
Product: Alpha/beta hydrolase fold-1
Exons: 2
Coding region: 433-1218 (261 amino acids)
Source: RefSeq, a predicted model, not a curated record